Messenger RNA from Neurospora crassa OR74A, 618 nucleotides. RefSeq lists its product as hypothetical. The record is from RefSeq and is a predicted model, not a curated record. The transcript is spliced from 3 exons. Bases 1 to 618 code for a protein of 205 amino acids. Lineage: Eukaryota; Fungi; Ascomycota; Sordariomycetes; Sordariales; Sordariaceae.
AUGGGCUGUGUACGACUGAUGGAUUACACGGCCCACGAACCAAGCAGACAAAGCCCGGCCAAACUGCCGCCGUCAGCCCCGUCUUCCCGCCAUGGCCAUUACCGCCGGUCGCUGCCGGUCCGAAGUGCCUGCGUUCGUACGAUUGCCUGUGAAUGGGUAAUCCUCUCCGUAUCCCGCACCUGGGAAGUCCAAACCCCGGGCAACCGAGACUCUGGAACCCCGCCCAACACUGGCUUGACGGGAACGAGAAGCAAGGGGCUGACCUGCCCGAGAUGUUCCGCAACCUGGCUGGGAGUAACCUUGCUGGGAACAGUCGCAACUUUGGGCAACAUGAGGCGAAAGCAAGGAGAUUCCGGGCGAACAGCCACUCAUCUCGCCCCGUGUAGUAUGUCGCGGACGUCCGAAGGCCACAGAGUUAAAGGAGCACAGGGCAACGAAAUGAUCUCCGUCCAUCCCCAGAGAAGAUCAGAUACCAUGAAUUCCAAAAGGGAAAUCACGUUGGAUAAGACGCUCGUUCUGAUUGGAUGGAUGUUCGAGAAUGGCGAUGGCCUAUCGGUCACCAGCCCCCUCGGUAAGAGAGGGGAACAUAGUCUCAGUUUAGAAAGUCACAAGGCCUAG